GAAACCAUAGACUAGAUAUUAUAUAUAGUAUAUUUGUAAAUAUAUUUCAUAAUUUGUGGAGAGACUACAAAUAUAAUUUUAAUCGUAGAUUAAAGUUUGUUUGAUAACUGCAAUCAAUAAUCUUUAAGUAUAAGAAAAAAUUUUUAUUGUUUUGAUUUAAAUUUGAAUCAUUGAAGUAUGAAUACUGACCCAAAUGAUAAAUUAAGAGCAAGAAUUAUGAAAAUGGAUUGUGAAAAGCAUGAAGACAAAAAUAUUUAUAAUAUGAAUGGUUUAUUAUUAGAAAGCAAAAAAGAUUUAUGUGAUUGCAAUGUGAUAACUUGUCCUGGAUGUUUUUAUCCAUGUGAGAAUUGUAGUGCCACUAAAUGUGGACAUCAAUGUAGGGUAAACCGUGAAUGGAGGUAUGAAAAAUGGACUCCAUAUCAAGAAGUUAAAAAAUAAUUUUAAUAGGCUACGUUAAUUAAAAAAAAAAAAAAAGAUAUUUCAUAAACAUUAAAUUAAAAAGAAUAUUUUUUAUGAAUAAUUUAUAAAUCAAUGAAUUAUUAAUAGUUUAAUAUUAUAAUUUUUUUAAUACUAAGAAAAAUUGACUUAGAUAUUAAUUAAAUAAUUGUUAAAUGAAUUUUAUAUUCAUAAUUUGAUUAAUGCCUUCACAUUUUUAAACUGGAAGUCAUUGUAAAAUAGAAUAAUAAUUACAAACAUUUUAGUUUUCCAAAUAUAAAGGAAUUGUUUUACAUCUUAAAAAUGUUCGAAUAAUUUAAUGAACUGAUAUUAAAUUGAUGAAUAAAGAUAAUCAAAAAAAUAUACUACAAAUAUAGGUUAAUUUAUAUCUAUUUAUACAAAAUGACAAAGAAAAUUGUAAUAAUAAUAAAAGUAUUAUUUAUUAAUAAAGUAUUUAAAUGGGUUUAUUUUAAAUCUGUCUUUUCUAAAUGAGCAGCCCAGCUUAAGUUGGUAGGUGAAGAUGGUACUAUCCAACCUAUUGGUAUACAACUACUGUUUCUUGUUUGUGUACUGUUUUCAGGUAUAAUAUAUUUAUCCCAAUCUUG
Daktulosphaira vitifoliae (grape phylloxera) is the source of this 1040-nucleotide messenger RNA. Its product is annotated as ARL14 effector protein-like. Gene Ontology annotation, cellular component: intracellular membrane-bounded organelle. The coding region runs from base 178 to 438 and encodes 86 amino acids. Lineage: Eukaryota; Metazoa; Arthropoda; Insecta; Hemiptera; Phylloxeridae. The record is from RefSeq and is a predicted model, not a curated record. The transcript is spliced from 4 exons.